CAUGCUUUUGCUUGUACUAAAUUUUCUUACAACUUUUCACAGAAAAAAAUGGAGGCCUGGAGUGGAGAAAGAACAAGACCGGCCAAGCAACAAAAACCCAACACUGCUUUGUCUUCAUCAGCUGCGAGUAACUUGAAACCCAUGGAUAAAGGCAAGGUCAUUGCUCAGUACAAUGCGGAUGCUGGUCUCAUGGCCGAGUUUGAGCAAUCUGUUGUUUCUGGUAAGUCCUUUAACUAUUCAAAAUCAGUUCUUUGUGCUCCGCAAAGUGUGCCCGAUGAACAAGUGACGGCUUAUCUGUCGAGAAUCCAAAGGGGUGGUCUGGUUCAGCCCUUUGGUUGUAUGAUUGCUAUUGAAGAACCCAGUUUUGGGAUCAUUGGCUAUAGUGAGAAUUGCUUUGAGUUGUUGGGUUUGCGUUUGGAUAGCGAGGAUGAGUCUAAAGGGUUGAAGGGUUUGAUUGGGAUCGAUGCGAAAAGCCUCUUCACGCCUGCAUCAGGUGCUUCCUUGGCUAAAGCGGCGGCAUCGAGGGAGAUUUCGUUGUUGAAUCCGAUUUCGGUUUAUUCUAGGAGCAACCAGAAGCCUUUUUAUGCUAUAUUGCAUAGGAUUGAUGUGGGGAUUGUGAUCGAUUUAGAGCCUGCGCGGUUAGGUGAUCAUGCACUGUCGCUUUCCGGUGCCGUGCACUCGCAGAAACUCGCCGUUCAGGCAAUUGCCAGGUUGCAGUCGCUUCCUGGUGGUGAUAUCGGUGUGUUGUGUGAUACGGUUGUGGAGGAUGUUCAGAAACUUACCGGCUAUGACAGGGUUAUGGUGUACAAGUUCCAUGAUGAUGGUCACGGUGAAGUCGUGUCGGAAAUCAGGAGGUCGAAUUUGGAGCCGUACUUGGGUUUGCAUUAUCCUGCAACGGAUAUACCUCAAGCCACUCGCUUCUUGUUCAAGCAGAAUCGUGUGAGGAUGAUCUGCGAUUGCCAUGCGAGUCCAGUUAAGGUCAUUCAAAGUGAUGAGUUGAAGCAGCAUCUCUGCUUGGUGAAUUCAACCCUUAGGUCUCCCAUGGAUGUCACACAGUACAUGGCAAAUAUGGGCUCGACCGCCUCGUUAGUAAUGGCAGUCGUUAUAAAUGGCAACGAUUCGACGAAGCUUUGGGGACUGGUUGUCUGUCACCAUAGUUCUCCACGCUAUGUGCCUUUCCCGCUUCGUUAUGCCUGUGAAUUUCUUAUGCAGGCAUUUGGAAUGCAGCUAUACAUGGAACUCCAAUUAGCAUCACAACUAACCGAGAAGAAGAUUCUAAGGACUCAAACCUUACUCUGUGAUAUGCUGCUCCGUGAUGCCCCGUUUGGUAUCGUGACACAAUCGCCUAAUAUCAUGGACCUUGUGAAGUGUGAUGCUGCACUGUACUACGGAGGAAAAUGUUGGUUGCUAGGUGUGACUCCAACCAAGUCACAGGUAAAAGAUAUAGCUGAAUGGCUGCUCACCACUCAUGAGGAUUCUACUGGAUUGAGUACCGAUAGUUUGGCCGACGCUGGCUACCCCAGUGCUGCUUUACUGGGUGAUGCAGUUUGUGGCAUGGCUACUGCCCGAAUCAUUUCCAAGGAUUUCUUGUUCUGGUUCAGGUCUCAUACUGCAAAGGAAGUGAAAUGGGGAGGAGCCAAGCAUCACCCGGAAGACAAGGAUGAUGGUGGAAGAAUGCAUCCGAGAUCCUCGUUUAAUGCUUUUCUUGAAGUGGUGAAAAGUAGAAGUUUGCCUUGGGAGAUUCCAGAAAUUAAUGCUAUUCACUCUUUACAGCUUAUAAUGAGACAUUCAUUUCAAAACAUGGAAGAGAGUGUCUCCAAGGUGUUAGUUUAUGGCCAGCAGAAUGAAACCGAGAUGCAGGGAAUCAAUGAACUCAGCUCAGUGACACACGAAAUGGUUAGAUUGAUUGAGACUGGAACAGCUCCAGUAUUUGGAGUUGAUGCAGCUGGUCUCAUAAAUGGUUGGAAUGCAAAAAUCACGGAGUUGACAGGUUUACAAGCCGAUGAUGCACUCGGGAAAUCCCUGGUCGAUGAAGUUGUUCAUGAAGAUUCACAUGACCUGUUUAAGAAUCUCCUAGGAAGAGCUUUGCAAGGUGAGGAGGACAAGAAUGUCGAGUUAAAGCUCAGAAAUUUCGGGCUUCAUCCAAAGAACUCAGUUGUUUAUAUCGUGGUGAACGCCUGCACAAGCAGGGAUUACACAAAUGAUGUCGUUGGUGUGUGUUUUGUGGGUCAAGAUGUUACUUCUGAGAGAGUUGUGAUGGAUAAAUUCAUCCGUUUGCAAGGAGAUUACAGAGCUAUCGUACAAAGUCUUAGCCCUUUGAUACCUCCAACAUUUGCUUCAGAUGAGAACGCCUGCUGUUCCGAAUGGAAUGCGGCCAUGGAAAAACUGACUGGUUGCAACAGAAGUGAGGUCAUAGGUAAAAUGCUGGCAGGAGAAAUCUUUGGUGGUUUAUGUCAGCUCAAAAGUCAGGACUCAAUGACUAGAUUCAUGAUCCUGCUGUAUCAAGGAAUAAGCGGCUUGGAUGCCAAAAAGCUCCCAUUCGGAUUUUUUGAUAGAAAAGGAAAUUUUGUGGAGGUUUACUUAACAGCAAACAAGCGGACUGAUGCCAAUGGGAACAUAAUUGGUUGUUUCUACUUCUUACAGGUCACUGAGCCUGGCAUGCAGCAGGCUAGUGAACACAAGCAAGAGAACAAGGAGUUGUUUAAGAAACUCAAGCACUUGGUUUACAUGCGACAAGAGAUGAGAAAUCCUCUGAACGGUAUUAGAUUUACACAUAAACUUCUUGAAACUACACCUAUUUCCGAAAACCAGAAGCAAUUCCUCGAGACCAGCGAUGCUUGCGAAAGACAGAUCUUGACAAUAAUUGAGGAUAUGGACUCGGGAAGCAUUGAUGAAGGGAGCACAGAGCUAAGCAUGGAAGAAUUCGUUUUAGGGAAUGUUCUUGACACCGUCGUCAGUCAAAUCAUGAUUUUGCUAAAAGAAAGGAACUUACAACUUCUCCAUGAAACUCCGAAGGAAAUCAAAACACUAUCCCUAUACGGUGAUCGAAUUAGGCUCCAGCUAGUCCUAUCGGAUUUCCUGUUUAAUGUGGUGCAUCAUGCUUCUUCUCUGGGUGGAUGGGUAGAACUCAAGAUUUCACCCGGUAUAAAGCUAGUACGAGAUGGCAACGAGUUUGUUCGAUUACAAUUCAGGAUGAUUCACCCAGGUAAAGGCCUUCCUUUCACUCUUAUUCAAGAAAUGAACGAGGGCGGAAAUAGUUGGACGACACAGGAAGGACUAGGGCUGAACAUGUCGCGGAAGCUUCUGAACAAGAUGAAUGGACGAGUUCAGUAUGUCCAGGAACAUAACAGAAGUUACUUCCUCAUUGAUCUCGAAAUCCGAACGAGGAAAGGAAGACUAAAAGCACCACAAGCAAAAUAAUGAUCUCUUAUGCAUAUAUAUACUUCUUUGUUAGUAUAAAGGGAAAUGGAGAGAAGCUGCUGGGAUUUGCUAAACCCCGAGUGAUUUAUGAAAUAAUGACUGCAAUGUAAAAUAAUUAACCUGUGUUCAUAUCUGUAAA
Messenger RNA from Hibiscus syriacus, 3559 nucleotides. RefSeq names its product phytochrome E-like. Gene Ontology annotation, molecular function: phosphorelay sensor kinase activity; protein homodimerization activity; photoreceptor activity. The record is from RefSeq and is a predicted model, not a curated record. Gene Ontology annotation, biological process: red, far-red light phototransduction; detection of visible light; regulation of DNA-templated transcription. Lineage: Eukaryota; Viridiplantae; Streptophyta; Magnoliopsida; Malvales; Malvaceae.